Molecule: messenger RNA, 1366 nt
Organism: Musa acuminata subsp. malaccensis (wild Malaysian banana)
Lineage: Eukaryota; Viridiplantae; Streptophyta; Magnoliopsida; Zingiberales; Musaceae
Product: serine/threonine-protein kinase SAPK2
Biological process (GO): protein phosphorylation; intracellular signal transduction
Molecular function (GO): ATP binding; protein serine/threonine kinase activity
Source: RefSeq, a predicted model, not a curated record
CCGUAACACCGCGCUCAGCAUGCAGCAGCAGCGACGAAUAUUUUAACAGUCGCGCAGCUCCACUUCCCAUGCGCAGUGCCACCGAAGGGUUCCUCUCUCGAACGCCACUCUUCCCGGUCGCCGCUCAUCUCGUCCCCUUCUUCCUCCGUAUCCCUCCGCUCUGGUAGAAGAGCAGGCGAAGGCAACGAGUAGCUUUGUUGUCUGUCAGAAGGAUGGAGCGGUAUGAGGUGCUGAGAGACCUUGGUUCUGGUAACUUCGGAGUGGCCAAGCUGGUUAGAGACGUGCUCACCAAUGAGCUCUUUGCUGUGAAGUUCCUUGAGAGGGGGCACAAGAUUGAUGAGCAUGUUCAGAGGGAGAUCAUGAAUCACAGAUCACUGAAGCAUCCAAAUAUAAUUCGAUUCAAAGAGGUCUUGUUAACGCCAACACAUCUAGCCAUUGUUAUGGAAUAUGCAGCUGGUGGUGAACUUUUCGAGAAGAUAUGCAAUGCAGGGAAAUUCACCGAAGACGAGGCUAGAUUUUUCUUUCAACAACUGAUCUCUGGAGUCAGCUAUUGCCAUUCCAUGCAAAUAUGUCACCGUGAUCUUAAACUAGAGAACACUCUCCUGGAUGAUAGCAGCGCACCUCGUCUUAAAAUUUGUGAUUUUGGUUACUCCAAGUCCUCUCUCUUGCAUUCUCAACCAAAAUCAACAGUUGGAACACCAGCUUACAUUGCCCCAGAGAUUCUAUCCAAACGAGAAUACGACGGAAAAAUUGCAGAUGUUUGGUCAUGUGGAGUGACUUUGUAUGUGAUGCUGGUUGGAGCUUAUCCCUUUGGGGAUCCCAGUGAUCCAAAGAACUUCAGGAAGACAAUUGUGAGGAUUCUCACUGUCCAGUACACGAUACCGGACCAUGUGCAAGUUUCCAUGGAAUGCAGGCAUCUUUUAUCCCGAAUAUUCGUACCAAAUCCUGAAGAGAGGAUAACUAUUCCAGAGAUAAAGAAGCACCCCUGGUUCAUGAUGAAUCUGCCGAUUGAGCUUGCUGAUGAACAUCAAAAGGGUAUGCAGAAUGUUGACACGAACAAUCGAUUGCAAAGCAUCGAAGAAAUCAUGGCCAUAAUUCAAGAGGCACGGAAGCCUGCCGCGGUUUCUCCUAUACUUGGCCUCUUUGUUGGUGGUGGAAGUCUAGAGCUGGAUGACUUGGAUGAAGAUAUGGAUGAUAUUGAAACCAGUGGAGAUUUUGUGUGCGCUAUAUGAGAGAGAGUGUGUAUUUUAUGCCCUCGGAGUAAUAUGUUGUGAUGUAUUUUUCAUGCUUGUAUUGUAAAAUCCUUAGUUUUCUUUAAGAGACAUAAAUGUUAAAAAAACAUCUAUGUAUUGGGGCUUGUUUUUCA